Molecule: messenger RNA, 3042 nt
Organism: Acyrthosiphon pisum (pea aphid)
Lineage: Eukaryota; Metazoa; Arthropoda; Insecta; Hemiptera; Aphididae
Exons: 3
Coding region: 1-3042 (1013 amino acids)
Molecular function (GO): nucleic acid binding
Source: RefSeq, a predicted model, not a curated record
AUGGAUGUCGUCUUGGAAAACGAAGAAGAAAAAAUCGGCGUAAAUGACUAUUUUUUACCGCAUCAUGCCGUGAUAAAUACAAAUAGUACUACUACUAGACUGCGCGUGGUAUUUGAUGCGUCAUGCAAAACGGACAUAGGACUUAGUUUAAAUGAUGUGUUGUUAAAGGGUCCUACUAUACAGGAGGAAUUGAUUACUAUUUUGGCGCGUUUUAGAAAACAUAAAUUCGCGUUCUCCGCAGACGUAUCAAAAAUGUAUCGCCAAAUAUGGGUGGACCCGCAGCAGCGUAGCUAUCAAAAAAUUAUUUGGCGCGCAAAUCCCGAAGAGCCACUGCGUACCUAUAGAUUGAACACGGUAACGUACGGGACGGUUCCAGCUUCAUUUUUGGCGACCGGGUGUUUAGCUAAGUUAGCCGAAAAAGAAUACCACAUGUUUCCGGACGCCUGCGACGUUAUUAAAUCCGAUUUUUACAUGGACGACUAUUUGGGUGGUGCGGACACCAAAGAUAACGCGUUAAGGUUACGUAAUUCGUUAAUCGAAGUUAUGCUCCGGGGUGGUUUUCCACUAAGAAAAUGGAUGUCAAAUAGUUCCGAGCUACUCGCCGAUAUUCCCAAUAUAGGAAAUAAAUCAAUGACCAUAAUGGAGCUUGAAAAUAAAAUGACUAAAAUUUUAGGCUUAUUAUGGUGUCCGGAACGCGAUGUUUUUAAAUAUACAAUUGAAAUAACAACGCUCAACGAUCUACCAGUUACCAAAAGAAAUAUAUUAUCACAAAUCGCUUCAUUAUUCGAUCCACUAGGACUCGUUGGUCCUAUAGUAAUACGCGCAAAAAUAUUAAUGCAAAAAUUAUGGCAAUUACAAUGCGAUUGGGAUAAGCCUGUACCGAUUGUAAUUCAAAAAGAAUGGAAAAGUUAUGUAAGUUCUUUAAAUUAUUUACGUGAAUUAGAAAUACCUAGAUAUCUUGGUACCGAAACUGACUGUGAAAUACAAAUACAUGGCUUUGCCGACGCUAGCUUAUUAGCAUAUGGGGCAUGUUUAUACAUUCGUUGUUCGAGUAAUAAAAAUGUACACGUCACCAAACUUAUUUGCGCAAAAUCAAAAAUAGCACCGUUAAAAAUAAUAUCCCUACCUCGCCUGGAGCUAUGCGCUGCCGUAAUACUCGCGCGCUUAGCAAAUAAAGUCUUACCGAAAUUAAAAUUAAAUAUAAAAAAUAAAUAUUUUUGGACGGACUCGUCUAUAACAUUAGCUUGGAUCACUUCCCCGUCGUCAAAGUGGAAAACUUUCGUGGCUCACCGAGUAAGUGAAAUACAGGAUAUGACCAGGUUAAAUGAAUGGAAUCACGUGAGCACUCAAGACAAUCCAGCCGAUUUAAUAUCGCGCGGUUGCGGUGCCGAUCAAAUAAUAAAUAAUGAUUUAUGGUGGGAGGGCCCUCAUUGGCUCGCCGAUAAUUCCGAAAACUGGCCAAAAUCAAAGAUCAACGUUAACGCCGGUAUAAUACCGGAAGCAAAAGAAAAAAUCACUUUAUUGGUAGAACCCGUAAAUGAAAACUUAAUUAAAAAUUAUUCAUCGUGGAAUAAAUUAUUACGAGUGUUUGCUUAUUGUUUACGUUUUAUUAAAAUCCGUGUCAAAAAACUUGAAGUCAUUGGUCCUAUUCAACUCGAAGAACUACGAGCAGCUGAAAUUGCCGUUAUCAAAAUAACACAAUCAUACUACUGGUCAAGUGAAAUAAAUGGUUUAAUAAAUAAUUCUAUUCUGCCGAACAACAGUAAAUUGAGAAAUUUGCAACCUUUUUUAGAAAAUGGAAUUAUGAGAGUCGGUGGUCGAUUAAAAAAUGCUCUAUAUUUAGACCAAUUUCAACGUAGUCCUAUUUUAAUACCUCAAAAUAGCGCUAUUGCAAAUUUAAUAUUGCAAAAUGAACAUGAAAAAUUGAUGCAUGCCGGUCCUCAAGCUAUGUUGGCCAAUACACGAUUGAAGUAUUGGAUAAUAGGCGGUCGAAAUACUGCAAGACAUAUUUUUCAUAAAUGUAUUAAAUGUUUUAGACUCCGACCUAUUAUAGUGGAACCUAUAAUGGGAAAUUUACCAGCGGAACGCCUAGAACCAUGUCGAGCUUUUAAAAAAUGCGGAGUGGAUUUCGCCGGUCCAAUCACAAUCAAAACCAGUUUGAGAAAAAAGGCAGCAGUGACUAAGGGCUACAUUUGCGUCUUCGUUUGUUUUAGUACUCGUGCCGUCCACAUAGAACUUGUAAGUGAUCUGACCAGCGAUGCAUUUCUGAACGCGUUAAAAAGAUUUAUUGGUCGUCGUGGCGUAUGCUCCGAUAUAUAUAGUGACAACGCCACUAAUUUCGUCGGCGCCAAUAAAAAGCUUUCAGAGCUUAAAUGUUUGUUCCAGUCAGCGACCCAUUUGGACAAAAUGUAUACUGCGUUAGCAACAGAGGGUAUUAAUUGGCAUUUUAUUCCCCCCCGAUCUCCUCAUUUUGGUGGGUUAUGGGAGGCUUCUGUAAAAUCUAUAAAAACUCAUCUAUACCGGGUAUUGGGCGAAUCUCCUCUUUCCUCCGAUCCUAUGGACGCGACACCAUUAACACCAGCUCAUUUCCUUAUUGGUGAACCUACCUGUUCAGUACCUGAACCUGACUUGUCGUCUGUACCUGAUAACCGCUUGAAGCGAUGGCAGCGCGUGACUCGACUUACUCAGUGUCUUUGGAAACGUUGGAAUGACGAAUACUUAUCCCAACUACAGACCCGAAAAAAAUGGUUGUCAAAUAAAGGUCCAAAUUUAAGCGUUGGUACUUUGGUACUAAUUAAGGAAGACAACAUAACUCCUUUGUCAUGGUCUCUUGGUCGUGUAGUACGUGUGCAGGCUGGAGCUGACGGGGUCGUUCGAGUGGCUACUGUUUUGAGCCGCGGGAAGGAGGUAAAAAGGGAAGAUGAACCUGUAGGAACUAUGGAGUGGCCAGAACUUGAUUUUGAGGUAGAUGGUGAAGGACGAAAAUGGUCGGAUUUUGAUAAAAAUUGUAUGAUAGAGUUUCUUAAGUACACUACUAAAUGA